AUGCUAGAAGAGCUCAUGUCUCAAUACGUCGAUGUAGAUCAUAAAGAUUUUUGGGAUGAUAGUGUUUGUAAACAUUACCUCGUUGCCUUUUGCCCUUCUCAACUUUUUACAAAUACAAAAUCCGAUCUUGGUGCAUGUGACAAGAUUCAUAAUUCUCGUUUGAAAGAGCGUUAUCAAAAGUCUUCUGACAAGCAUAAGUAUCCAUAUGAAGCAGAUUUUUAUGACUAUCUCAACAAACUUAUUUCAGAUCUUUCACGAAAGAUUCGUCAAGGUAAUGGUAGAUUAAACGUUCAAGCUGAUGAUAAGGCUUCAGAGGUUCGUAAAGAAGAAAGAGAAGAAAAAAUGGUAUUAUUGGAUAUCAAGAUUAAAGAAUUAUUACAAAAAGUUGAGGAAGCUGGUGAAGAAGGUCGUGUACAGGAAGCAACUGAUUUGCAAGCAGAAGUUGAUAGACUUCAGAAGGAAUUAAAAGAUUUGAAAAAUAUAUUUACCUUUAUAUUUUCAAAGAAUGUAGAUUUUACUGGAAAGCCUGAGAAACGUAUGGAGGUAUGCGAUGUUUGUGGUGCUUUUUUGGUAACAAAUGAUUCUUCUGAUAGAUUAGAAGCACAUUAUCAAGGUAAACAACACCAAGGCUAUUUGAAAAUUCGUGACACUAUUGAAAAGAUGAGACAAAAUCGUCAACAUGCUCGUAGCAGUAGUGGUGAUCGUUAUCAUGGUAGUAGUAGUAAUGGUAAUAAUAAUGAUUAUAGACAUAGUAAUUAUUCUCGUCAACGAUAUGACUAUAAUGAUCGCCGAGAUAGAGGUAGGCAUAGAGAUUAUCCUCGUUAUAGUAGAGAACAACGUCAUCGUAGUCGUGACAGACGUGAUAAUAGUUUAAGUGGUAAUAGUAAUAUUAUGAAUGAUGAUGAUUUUGCUGGUGAAAUAGAUAGAUACAGCAGAAGAUCUCGUCGAGAUUAUAAUGAUACUUCAUCUCGUAGAUCUCGUUCACGUUCUCCUAGAAGAUCUCACUAUAAUUAACUGAAACUAAUAAAAUAUUAUUCUGUGUGUGUGUAUAUGACGACAAUCUUUAUUUGUUUAUUUGUUUGUUUAUAUGUAUUAGAUAACUCCUCAUGGUAAACGUUUAUGUUAAAAAUAUAAUACCAUUUUUAGCAUAAUACUAUAUUUAUACACGUGAAAUAAAUGUUAGGUAAUUUUUCAUAUAAAAGCAUGAAUUGCCUUUUUAAGGUAAAUGAAGUGUUUGAUUUUAACCCAAAAAAACAAAACAAA
Messenger RNA from Cokeromyces recurvatus, 1263 nucleotides. RefSeq lists its product as uncharacterized. The coding region runs from base 1 to 1014 and encodes 337 amino acids. Gene Ontology annotation, biological process: mRNA splice site recognition. Lineage: Eukaryota; Fungi; Mucoromycota; Mucoromycetes; Mucorales; Mucoraceae. The record is from RefSeq and is a predicted model, not a curated record. Gene Ontology annotation, molecular function: mRNA binding. Gene Ontology annotation, cellular component: U1 snRNP; U2-type prespliceosome. The transcript has 7 exons.